Messenger RNA from Benincasa hispida (wax gourd), 1653 nucleotides. RefSeq names its product heme oxygenase 2 (gene HO2). Gene Ontology annotation, molecular function: heme oxygenase (decyclizing) activity. Lineage: Eukaryota; Viridiplantae; Streptophyta; Magnoliopsida; Cucurbitales; Cucurbitaceae. Gene Ontology annotation, biological process: phytochromobilin biosynthetic process; heme oxidation. The record is from RefSeq and is a predicted model, not a curated record.
UUUUCAAUGCAAGCCCAACCGAGUUUGAUUCUCUAUUGAGGCCCGGCCUUCACGUCAGAUUCAGUUUCAAAGAUUCCGGCGAAGUUAGAUAUUGCGGAGCAAAAAUCGUCAGCCUGACCAUUCCCGCGCCGAUGACGCUGCCGGAGAGCGUAUCGCUGCAUUCUUUUGAACUAAUUUCUUCGACUUAUGCUUCUGUUUCUUCCUCCUUCUCCUUCUUAAAUUCUUCCGGACCUUUUAUGAAUUGUACAAGCGUGAUGACUCGGAAGAUGAAAUUUAGAAAUGGAGGUGCUCUGAGGUUGUGCUGCUCGGAUUCAAAUCAUUCUGCUCCUUUGACUUCCACGACUGCGACAAGCACGGGCGGCCCUGCUCCUCCGGUUCUGAAGAGGAGGAAGAGGUACAGGAGAGAGUAUCCUGGAGAGAGCAAAGGCAUUACCGAGGAGUUGAGGUUCAUCGCCAUGAGGCUUCGUAAUGUUAAUGGUAAAAAAUUGUCUGGUGAUGCUGUGAAUUCAUCCAGCGAAGAUGAAGUAGAGGAGAAAGAUGACGGAAAUUUGGCGUUGAGUGACGAUGAUAAUGAUGAGAACGGGGACGGUGCACAGACUUGGCACCCCAGCUUGGAAGGUUUCCUUAAAUAUUUAGUUGAUAGUAAGCUCGUCUUCAGCACUGUGGAGCAAAUCGUUGAUGAAUCCAGCGACGUUGCUUAUAGUUACUUCAGAAAAUCAGGGUUGGAACGUUCAGAAUGUCUUGCAAAAGAUCUAGAAUGGUUCAGCGAACAGGGUAUUGUGUUACCUGAGCCGAGCAUUCCAGGAGUUUCUUAUGCCAAGUAUCUGGAGGAACUUGCUGAAAGAAGUGCCCCUUUAUUCCUUUGCCAUUACUAUAAUAUAUACUUUUCACAUAUAGCAGGUGGGCAAGUGAUAGCAAAACAGGUUUCUGAGAGACUCCUUGAAGGAAGAAAGCUUGAAUUUUAUACAUGGGCAGGGGAUGCAGAAGAAUUGCUGAAAAAUGUUCGUGAGAAGCUUAACAUGCUUGGAGAGCACUGGUCUCGGGACGAGAAAAAUAAAUGCUUGAGAGAAGCAACCAAGUCAUUCCGCUUUUUGGGACAAAUAGUUCGUUUGAUCAUCCUAUGACUGACUAUUGUAAACGCUACAACUGUGAAGGUGUUACUGGUAAUGGAGCCUUUUUCUCCAGGGGUAGGAGUUGACAAAGCUCAGAAAAUGGCACUCUCUUUCAAUCAAUCAAAGUUGCAAUAAAUCUACAGAGUUGCCCCCAUUCAAAGGCUUUGAUACUCUGAUUGGUAAUGAAAAACAUAUCAGUGAUUUUGGACAGUGGUGGCUGAAGGUAUGGAGCCACUGACCUUCCCCAACUUGAGGAGCUAACCCCAUUAUUUUCAACAUUCCAUCAAAUGCCAUCAGGUACACAUUCUAAAGUACUUUAGAGAACCAUUGGAUUCAUUUGACUUAGCUUUGGUGGGGUUUAAAGCUUUCUACACCUUCCUUUUUCUCAUAUUUAUAUACAUUUUUUAUAUAUAUAUAUUUCAAAAUCAUUAUCAGUAAUGCCCACUUGGUCAAUUAUCACUUUCACUUUGCCUAGUGACUCAACAUCGUUCAAGACGGUGACACACAGCACAAAAUCAAUUUGGCACUUUCAUUCUUGAUA